Rotaria sp. Silwood2 is the source of this 131-nucleotide messenger RNA. NCBI's taxonomy places the organism in Eukaryota, Metazoa, Rotifera, Eurotatoria, Philodinida, Philodinidae. The record is from the annotation of a GenBank genome assembly.
UUGUUUUUGGUGCAAUAUUUUCACGAAAUGUAUCAUUAGAUCAAUUAAUUACGCUUAAUAAUUAUAGAUUUCCAACAUUUAUCCAAUCAUAUUCAUGGGCUAUGUUACGUGGUAUUGGAUUUCGUGUAUAA